Penicillium odoratum is the source of this 1902-nucleotide messenger RNA. Its product is annotated as putative acyl-CoA dehydrogenase. The record is from RefSeq and is a predicted model, not a curated record. Bases 1 to 1902 code for a protein of 633 amino acids. The transcript is spliced from 3 exons. NCBI's taxonomy places the organism in Eukaryota, Fungi, Ascomycota, Eurotiomycetes, Eurotiales, Aspergillaceae. Gene Ontology annotation, molecular function: oxidoreductase activity, acting on the CH-CH group of donors.
AUGUCGUCCCCAUCACAGCCUGCGACAGCAGAUAGUGGAUACAUAACACAGCCAGCGCAAUUGGAAAACAGCUAUACGUCAGAUACCAGUCUUCGGCGGUCAUUGGAAUGGUAUAUUCCUUCUGCGCUCCUACAGUCGGUAGAAUCACAUUUCGCCCAGCUUGGUGGCGAAGCAGUAUCGGAGCAAGUUCGAGAGUGGACUGCGGAUGCAGAGCGAAAUCAACCCUAUGUGAAGAGUCACAAUGUAUGGGGGAAGCGAUAUGACUAUGACCGCCUGAUCACGACUGAAGGCUGGAAGAGACUUGGUCACUGGGGAGCUCGUCAUAAGGUUGUUGCAGCGGGCUAUGAUUCUGCUCUGGGAUUACAUAGAAGAACUGUUCAAUACGCACUGAACUAUAUCUAUGCACCAUCAUCAGGCCUGUACUCCUGUCCGAUUAGCAUGACAGACGGGGCUGCUUUUAUCCUAUCUUCAAAGAUCAGUGGUUUGCCAUCGACACAUCCAUUCCACGCCGUAUUCAAGGGUCUGGUCUCGGUAAGUGAAGAUCACUGGACCUCGGGUCAAUGGAUGACAGAGAGGGCCGGUGGUAGCGAUGUGCAGAAUACCGAGACCUGGGCUACAUAUUCCCCGCUAGCCAAUCCGUCGGCUUUGGACCCGCUUGGAGAUGGUGAGUACUUGAUUACCGGGUUCAAAUUCUUCUCCUCUGCCACCGACGCCAACGUGGCUCUGCUACUUGCCAAAUCCCCAUCAGGAAAAUUGAGCACAUUUUUGGCUCCUCUGAAACGAACUGUCAUCGACAACGAUGGGGCCGCUCGGAAGGUAUCGAACGGGGUGAGAAUUCAUCGGCUGAAAAACAAAUUAGGUACAAAGGAGUUGCCAACCGCGGAGCUUGAAUUGAAAGGCAUGCGCGCCCAUCUAGUUGGCGAGUUGGACCAGGGAAUCGUCACCAUUGCGCCUCUUCUAAACGUUACCCGCAUUCAUACCUUUGUGGGUUCUCUCUCUGGCUGGCGCCGUGCGAUCAGUAUCGCCAAAAGCUUUGCUAAAGCCAGACAUACGGUCGGGGAGCCUUUGUGGUUGAUCCCCAUGCAUCUGCGACUUUUGGCAGACUUAGAAGUCAAACACCGCGGUGGCAUGAAUCUUGCCUUCUUCACCAUUGCAGUCAUGGGGCUUGUUGAGAACCAACGGCCCGGAGCUUCUGCGCUUUCCCACUUGCCUCAUCCCGGAAAGGAAGCAAAUGCUGUUUUCCGUACCCUGACAGCUACUUCUAAGGCGGUAAUUAGCAAAAUGGCCGUCGCGGGCAUUCAAGAAUGCCAAGAAGCCAUGGGUGGCGUGGGCUACAUGGAUGAGGCCGAUGAGCCUGAGUUCAAUAUAUCGCGGAUCCUCCGCAAUACUUCGGUGAACUCCAUUUGGGAGGGAACCACAAAUGUUCUAGCGAGUGAAGUGGCUCGAUUCCUACUGAAGGGUGAGAACUUGAAUAUAUUUAGCUCGUGGCUGGAUCGUGCUCUAGCUUUGAUUCAAGCUGAGAAAUUACGAGAAACGUUGAGAACUGCGUGGUCUGCUUUCAGAGCCCGAUUCUCUACAAUACACCAAGCUCCCACUGCUAUUCUGGCAGAUGCUCGUCGCUACAUGUUUACCCUGGCAUGGAUUAUUUGUGGUACACUUCUUGCCCUGGAUGCUGAACGUGACCAAGAUCUCGUAAACAUGGAGAUCGCUCGUCGUUGGAUACUCAGUUUGGAAGGUGGCGUUGGCGAAAUGGUGUUCCAUGACAUUGUUGUGCCCCAAGAUGUGAUUUCGAAUGGGAAUGAACACCUCGAAUGGGAUUGCAGAAUUGCCUGGGGCGUUGAGCUCCCUGCCAACCGUGCAUCUGGCCAUCGAUCUCUGCAGAAGAUAGACUCAAAGCUUUAA